Messenger RNA from Salarias fasciatus (jewelled blenny), 1937 nucleotides. RefSeq names its product cyclin B3 (gene ccnb3). The transcript is spliced from 12 exons. Gene Ontology annotation, molecular function: cyclin-dependent protein serine/threonine kinase regulator activity. The coding region runs from base 151 to 1500 and encodes 449 amino acids. Gene Ontology annotation, biological process: mitotic cell cycle phase transition. The record is from RefSeq and is a predicted model, not a curated record. NCBI's taxonomy places the organism in Eukaryota, Metazoa, Chordata, Actinopteri, Blenniiformes, Blenniidae.
AAGCGAAGAGCAGACACUUUUGUGAGCGUGUCUGCGGACUGCACUACUGAUCAAUCUGGAUUAUUUACUGCAAAUUCCCUCACUCUCAAUCCAAGCGCCGGGCUGAAAGAAGGAGGAAAAUAUCCAAGAAGGACUGAAAGCACAGAAGCCAUGCCUUUUUCUAGAGGAAAGAAAGCGACCGCCACGGCCGGGAGCAAGAUGUCCAAAGUGGGUGCAACAAGUACCGAGAACCAGGAGGAAGGUUCACAGGUGAAGAGGUCUUCCUCUCCUCCUCACGGAGCUCCUAAAAAGAGAACUGCCUUCAUCGACAUCACUAAUGCACAUAAGGUGCAGCUCAGCCUGCCCAUCAAGAAGAAGGAUGCUGGGAAGAAGGCCACCAAGAAAGCGGCGGCGGCAGUGUCCGCCAAGAAUCAAGCCAACCUGAUCAAGUCGUCCUCCGUGACUUCGGAGGGGACAGCGUCAGAGAGGGAGAAGACGGACACUGAGGAGGACAGGAUCCUCUCCUCCUCUUCCUCCUCCUCCCAGAGCGAUGCUUCAUCUCCAGUUGAAGAGCUGGCAGAUGCGGCGCCGCCCGCCGUCCGCGAAAUCCCCGCACACCUUCGCAAACCACACAUCCCGAAGGAGUUCGACAUCGAUUCCGAGAGCGCCGAGGACACCUACAUGUGUGCCGAGUACGCCAAGGACAUAUUUGACUACCUCAAGCAGAGAGAGGAGAGUUUCGUCCUCUGUGACUACAUGCCCAAGCAGCCCAGCCUCAACCCGGAGAUGCGGGCCAUCCUGAUCGACUGGCUGGUGGAAGUCCAGGAAAACUUCGAGCUGUACCACGAGACGCUCUACUUGGCCGUGAAGAUGACGGACCACUUCCUGGCCAAGUUCCCCAUCCACAGGGAGAUGCUGCAGCUGGUCGGCUCCACCGCCAUGCUCAUCGCGUCCAAGUUCGAGGAGCGCAGCCCGCCCUGCGUCGACGACUUCCUCUACAUCUGCGACGACGCGUACAAGAGGGAGGAGCUCAUCGCCAUGGAGGCCAACAUCCUGAAGACGCUGUCGUUUGACAUCAGCAUCCCCAUCCCGUACUGGUUCCUCAGACGCUACGCCAAGUGUGUGAGCGCCGGCAUGGACACGCUGACCCUGGCCCGAUACUUCUGCGAGAUGAGCCUGAUGGAGAUGGACCUGGUGCCCGAGAGAGGCUCGCUGCUGGCCGCCGCCUGCCUGCUGAUGGCGCUGGUCACCAAGGACCUGGGAGGCUGGACGCCCUGCCUGCAGUUCCACUCCGGCUACAAGGCGUCCGACCUGGCGGCCGUCGUCCGGAGGCUGUACGUCAUGCUUCUAGCGCCGCCCGACGACAAGCUGCGAGCCAUCAGGAACAAAUACUCCCACAAGGUGUUCUUUGAAGUUGCGUCUCUACCGCUGGUCAACCUCGACGUUUUGGAGAAAGCUUUAGUCCCCCAGUGCGACGACGCCGAUCCGUCAGAUCUCAGCCAGAAGUCUGAAACUGAGUAAAAGAAAUCAGUGUAACUUGUGUACAUAGUCUUGUUAAUAUGUUUAAUAUUUAUACGUUUUCGUCUGUCUUUUUAUAUAAAUCUUCCCGUGUGUGAUGGAAGUUAGCCGGGGCAUUUGUUUCCAAAGUGUUUUAUAUACAUUUUUUAAUAAGAUAGGAAGGAAAAAAAAUCCAAUUCUUGAGUCAGUUGGAAGUUCCUUUCAUGCGGAUUUGUAGUUUUAGACUGAAUAGUUCACAAUUUGAAAAGUUUAGCUUGAAGUUUUAGAGAUUUUCACACUUUGAGAAGUUCAGCUGCCGUUAAUGUAUUUUCUAUGUUGUACAUUGUUUAUCAUGUUGUGCUAAUUAUUUGUAUAAAACACAAUCACAUACUGACGCUGUGCAAGUUUUAUAAGGCUGACAUACACAUUAUUGAAAUAAAUAAGUGUUUUUUUUAAAUGUU